Molecule: messenger RNA, 1038 nt
Organism: Microcebus murinus (gray mouse lemur)
Lineage: Eukaryota; Metazoa; Chordata; Mammalia; Primates; Cheirogaleidae
Gene: NAT9
Product: N-acetyltransferase 9
Molecular function (GO): N-acetyltransferase activity
Source: RefSeq, a predicted model, not a curated record
UGGGAGCGUGGCUGGUUAGAAGAGGCUGCUACCAUGAGAUUGAAUCAGAACACCUUGCUGCUGGGGAAGAAAGUGGUCCUUGUACCCUACACCUCAGAGCAUGUGCCCAGGUACCAUGAGUGGAUGAAAUCAGAAGAACUGCAGCGUUUGACAGCCUCAGAGCCACUGACCCUGGAGCAGGAGUAUGCCAUGCAGCACAGCUGGCGAGAAGAUGCGGACAAGUGCACCUUCAUUGUGCUGGAUGCACAGAAGUGGCAGGCCCAGCCAGGCGUCACGGAAGAGAGCUGCAUGGCAGGAGACGUCAACCUCUUCCUCACGGAUCUAGAAGACCCCACCGUGGGGGAGAUUGAGGUUAUGAUUGCAGAGCCCAGCUGCAGGGGCAGGGGCCUUGGCACUGAGGCUGUUCUCAUGAUGCUGUCUUAUGGAGUGACCAAACUAGGUCUGACCAAGUUUGAGGCUAAAAUUGGUCAGGGAAAUGAACCAAGCAUCCGGAUGUUCCAGAAACUUCACUUUGAGCAAGUAGCUGUGAGCAGCAUCUUCCAGGAGGUGACGCUCAGACUGAUCAUGAAUGAGCCUGUACAGCAGUGGCUUCUGGAGCAGACCAGCCAUGUAGAAGAGCAGCCCUACAGAGAUGGGUCAGCAGAGCCCUGCUGACAGCGGGCCUUGUGGGCGGUCACGCCGUGAGUGCUGUGAAGACGAGAGCCCUGCGAUGGAUAGUGCAGCAGGAGUACUGGCCAUGUCCCAAGCUGGGAACCACCUUUUGGAGCCCUUCAGACUCGGCCAGGCUUGCCUUGGUCACCCUCUGGCUGGCAGUGUGGCUGAGCAGACUCCAGUGCCAGUCCCUGUCUUCCUUCUGGCCAAACCCGGACUCACACACCUGGAAUGAAUGGCAGGGAUCCAUGGGAGAGGUCAGGGUGGAGUUGGGAGCUGGAGGUGAAGUGGGGCUUGGAUGACGGCCAGGGGAAGGGACAGGUCUUUCCCUUUAAAAGCCAGAGGCGCCACCUGGCUGGGAGUAAAGCACAUGGCAUGGCCAGCUUU